Dicentrarchus labrax (European seabass) is the source of this 595-nucleotide messenger RNA. Its product is annotated as histone H2B 3-like. Lineage: Eukaryota; Metazoa; Chordata; Actinopteri; Moronidae. The coding region runs from base 19 to 387 and encodes 122 amino acids. The transcript has a single exon. Gene Ontology annotation, cellular component: nucleosome. Gene Ontology annotation, molecular function: protein heterodimerization activity; structural constituent of chromatin; DNA binding. The record is from RefSeq and is a predicted model, not a curated record.
AACCGAGUCAGAGCAACAAUGCCCGAUACAGUGAAAGCGCCCAAGAAAGGCUCCAAGAAAGCCGUGUCUAAGGUCACCAAGACCGGCAAGAAGAAGAGAAAGACCAGGAAGGAGAGCUACGCCAUCUACGUGUACAAGGUGCUGAAGCAGGUCCACCCUGAUACCGGCAUUUCCUCCAAGGCUAUGGGCAUCAUGAACUCCUUUGUGAGCGACAUCUUUGAGCGCAUCGCCGGUGAGUCCUCCCGUCUGGCUCACUACAACAAGCGCUCCACCAUCACCUCCAGGGAGAUCCAGACCGCCGUCCGCCUGCUGCUGCCCGGUGAGCUGGCCAAGCACGCUGUGUCUGAGGGAACAAAGGCUGUGACCAAGUACACCAGCUCCAAGUAAACCUGCUGUUACAACCAACAACACAAAGGUCCUUUUCAGGGCCACACACUGCUUCUACUGAGAGCUAAUGUCCUACAUUGUACAUUAACGUGAUUCAUUUAACCCUUGUGUAAUGUUCAUAUUGUUGUUACUCAGCCAGUGUUUGUGGGUCUGAUGGACCCGUUGCAUUUUGUGGCUUUUAAUGCCUCACAAUCAAACACUUUUGUUA